Molecule: messenger RNA, 2598 nt
Organism: Suillus discolor
Lineage: Eukaryota; Fungi; Basidiomycota; Agaricomycetes; Boletales; Suillaceae
Exons: 4
Coding region: 1-2598 (865 amino acids)
Source: RefSeq, a predicted model, not a curated record
AUGUCUGCCCAACCACUUCGGGGAAGUCGCCUCGUCAUUCAGACUCUGAACCCUACACUGCUACCUCCAAUGGCCCGUGGACCAAGUGGUUCUAGUCGUGUACUCAUCAAUAACCUUACGACGAGCACUGCAGACUGUCAGCCCAUAGAGUUGCCAGUACUUCCCCCUUCAAACGAAGGUGAUAUCCAGCCAAAUGUGUUGGAGCAGCCAUGCCUGCUACUGGAGACAACGCCGUCUGAUGCACCAGAUGAUGACCUCGUUUGGAAUUCUGCGUUGCUGCACACCAGUGAUCUGUACACCCGCACCUUGUACUGGGAUGCUUUAGUAGCAGCGGAUGCUGUUUUUAGGAUUAGUGUGGAUCUGUGGGUAUUGCAGGAUUGGGAUGGCGAAGAGGAAGUUCUACAGCUUGGAUCUUACUUUCAUGUGGUCUACCUACCUCGGAGUGACGAUGAAUAUGGGGUUGCGUGUAUGUGUCCACGCUGGAAGGCUGCUCAUGCCUGUAUCCACCAGGACACCCUGUGUUCCUUCAUCGACACCUUGCGCUGCCUCCCACUUAUUGCUCCAUUCCCGGCCCCUCCUGCAGUUUUAUUACAGUCGACACCCUUCAAUGACAAGUUUAUUUUCUCUUGUGCGUCGGCUAUGGGUCGCUAUGAGUCUGGAAAACGUGUUGUUGUUACGUUGCAGCAAGAUGGCCGUUGGCAUUGCCAUUCGUGUCGCUACUCAGAUGCUUGCAAGCACAAGCCACAUGCGAAAGCUUUUGCAUUGGAAGCCGGACUUAUGGUGAACAUGCAGGAUGGUCAUCAAAUGGGUGCGACGGAUGAUGCAGCUGGUGAUGAGGAGAGCGCUGUCCUUGUUCGUGCGGCACAAUGUGGAGUUAACUUGGCAAAGCAUCGUGCUAUCUCAUAUCUCCCCAUUCCUCCUCCGCGAUGGUGUGCUCUACCUGCUGAACGAGCUACCCUUCCUCUCCGACAAGUGUCGACCAACUCUCACUUCGCAGUUGAAGAUUCAUUGCAGUGUGUCUGUGGGUUAUCGAUGCCACAAGCAGUCCUCCAAGGCCAUUCUGGUCCUCGAGUGUUAAAGACAGCUGUGUUAUAUGGACUUACUGCCCGACGAACAGUGUCAAUUGAGUUGCUCCCUUGUCCAGUCUGUUGCCAUUCUCGUCGUCACAUCGGCCCUGAUCUCAGAGACCAUGGUAUAUUCAACUGGAACAACACAAUGUUAUUUUUGCACAAGCUGUUGAAUGCAUACACGAAUUCAUACACUGCAUCGGAGACACCAUUCUCUGCAUUUUAUGACACCUUUGUUCGAGUCUGGUUUGCCUUCACUCGACGACAGUGUCUUGACAGUGGUAUGCAAUGCCCUACAUGUGGCUCAUCUCCUGACAUUGUAAUUGCGGACGGAGUCAGUCUGGGAACUCAUGUAUCCAAAUUGACGAAGUCCAUCUCACCACCAACCUCUGUUGAUGAGAGGAGUGAGCGGGUGGACUCCAUAUCAUCAUAUCGUGCUCGAUGCCUUCCAGCUAUCCCUCAGAAGGACAUUCGUACCACGGUGAACAAAAUUUUAGAUGCUACAGUCACACAUAUUCCUAAUAUCCUGCCGGACAUGUCAAAGAUCGACGUGCAAUACCCAGAAUUGUCAUCUUUCAUCCGCCUCUAUUGUUCAAAUGGCACAAACAGCCCAUAUUAUCGGACUUAUCGAGAUCUCAUUCAACAAAUUGCUGCACCUGAUAUCGUAUUGCAGCUAAUACCAGUGGCAGCAAUUGAGCCAUUGCAACAACUGAGAGAACGAGGGAACCCACCAAACUGGUUACAGAGUAUAUGUCCAGCGUUCGGAGCUGUCAUCAAUGCACAUGUGAAUGGGCAAUGUCCCAUCCCAAAUGACAUCCGAAAUAUUGCAGGUUGGCUUGCAGCUCGUGCGGAUGAUGUUUACACUCGUUUAGCACAACAUGAACCUAGUCCCAUGCUUCAGCCCACAUCUGAGCCAUGGGAGAAAACAGGGACGUGCUAUGGCUUACCAGAGAUACGGAAACGACGUAUAUACUCAAAACUUCGGUAUGACAACCAAGGACUUGAUCGGGAUGCAGAAGAAAUGGGUGACUGCAACAAGUUUUACAAAACCUACUCCAAAAACAAUCUCACUGGCGGCAUUCUCGUACUUUGUUGCACACAUUCUGUCUGUCUCGGCUUUCACUCUAUCCCAGUUGCAGAAGGCCGAAAUGAUGUCUUUUCUGCAAUCUACACCCGAUUUCUGGUUGCACCAAAAGUCAUAAUUUAUGACUUUGCUUGUCAACUUGCACCAUACAGCUUCGUUCGUGAAGCCCGCUAUUUCCAGCACACACGGUUCCUUAUUGAUGAAAUGCAUGCUCAUGAUCACACUCGUUGUGGUAAAGCAUGUUUUGCAAGCAAUGCUAUGCGAUUUGAUGAUCGUGUUCGUGCUGUAAACACCAGUACAGCUGAAUGCGGGAAUAAAGGUAUCAAGAGGAUACGCAAAAGUGUCAGUUUCAUGAUUCACGAUCAUGCAGUACAGUACACCAAAGUUUUUCUUGAUAUCUGGAAUUGGAACACGAUCAAUAGGAUAUAUACCAUGCAUGCUAAGUAG